AUGAAACAAUUCAUAGUCUUCGCCUUGGUUGGAUUGGCGUUCGCGGAACCGCCGAGCAGCCAAUACGGACCUCCCGGUUACAAUAGCAACGCCAAUAACAACAAUGUCAACAACAACAAUCAACAUGGCAACAACUAUAACGGAAUUCCGAACGCUAACAACGACGUUCCCAUCCUGAGGUUGGAGAACAGCAACGACGGCGAGGGUGGUUACAAGUACGCUUACGAGACGGGAGAUGGCACCUCCGCCCAGGAGCACGGGUACCUCAAGGAUGCCGACUCUCCGACCGCCCAAGGAGGAUUCGCCUUCACCGCUCCCGAUGGUCAGCAGUUCUCGAUCAGUUACACCGCCGACGAGAACGGUUUCGUUCCCGUCGGAAACCAUCUGCCAACACCGCCACCGAUUCCAGAAGAGAUCCUGAAGGCUUUGGAACAGAACAGGGCGGAUGAAGCGCGCGGCAUCGUCGACGAUGGACAGUACCAUCCAGAGCCUGCUCCUCAUCAGCAGUACAACAACGCUCAGCAGAACGCUGCAGGUGGAACUCAUCCAGGAUAUUAA
Messenger RNA from Nicrophorus vespilloides, 558 nucleotides. Its product is annotated as cuticle protein 3-like. The transcript has 2 exons. Gene Ontology annotation, cellular component: chitin-based extracellular matrix. Lineage: Eukaryota; Metazoa; Arthropoda; Insecta; Coleoptera; Silphidae. The record is from RefSeq and is a predicted model, not a curated record. Gene Ontology annotation, molecular function: structural constituent of chitin-based larval cuticle. The coding region runs from base 1 to 558 and encodes 185 amino acids.